Messenger RNA from Penicillium diatomitis, 576 nucleotides. RefSeq names its product signal peptidase complex catalytic subunit SEC11 (gene sec11). The record is from RefSeq and is a predicted model, not a curated record. Gene Ontology annotation, cellular component: membrane; signal peptidase complex. Lineage: Eukaryota; Fungi; Ascomycota; Eurotiomycetes; Eurotiales; Aspergillaceae. Gene Ontology annotation, molecular function: serine-type endopeptidase activity. The transcript has 6 exons. Bases 1 to 576 code for a protein of 191 amino acids.
AUGCUGUCGUUUCUCUCAAACAGUCUCAACAAUGCGCGCACGACAGUAGCCCAGGUGCUCAACUUUGCCCUGGUGCUGUCGACCGCCUUCAUGCUAUGGAAAGGUCUAUCUGUCGCGUCAGCUUCAAAUUCACCGAUUGUGGUUGUUCUUUCCGGGAGCAUGGAGCCAGCGUUCCAACGAGGUGAUCUUUUAUUCUUAUGGAAUCGAAGCCCUCGAACAGAAGUGGGAGAAGUCGUGGUAUACAAUGUGCGAGGCAAAGAUAUUCCCAUCGUUCACCGUGUCGUCCGAACCUUCCCUGAGAUCGAGGGGAAGGCAAAGAAGGUCGUGAAGGAGGUCACCGCUGAUUCAACGUCAUCUCAUAUGCUUCUCACCAAGGGUGACAACAAUGUUGCCGACGAUACGGAGCUUUACGCCCAAGGUCAAGACCACCUGAACCGCGCUGAGGAUAUUGUAGGGAGUGUAAGAGGGUACAUUCCCAUGGUAGGAUACGUGACGAUCAUGCUCUCGGAAUACCCAUGGCUAAAGUCAGUGCUUCUGGGGAUCAUGGGCUUGAUGGUUGUGCUUCAGCGAGAGUAA